AUGCCCUUAGGCACCCGUCUUAUCACACUACAUAUAGUGGAAGCCGCCUUAGAUGUUCAUAUCUCCAUUAAUAUUAAUAAUAUUUUCAGGUUCAUGUCUCAAGUCAAUAUGCCUUCUUUGCUAGAUAUACCCACAGAGCUUCGCGAGGCCAUUAUCCGGCAGACAUCGACUACUCGGCAUGGCGGAAUAGUCCGCACGGAAUCUAUCACGAACAACGCAGCAUGCACUGUCCCUCUAACUGUAUAUCACUCCUCUUGACCAAUCAACAACUAUCUGCAGAGACAAGGACAGUCAUUGACCGCAUGAAAUCAACAACCUACGUUCUAGACGUCUCUGUUUUGAAUGACAUGGAUCUUUUUCCUACCUGGCUAUCGGUUCCAUAUAUCACAAAACGGGUGUCCACACUCUACGCGGAUGUACGUCUCUUUGGCCAUAUCAUCUCAGAAGAAGUAGCCCGUCGCCAAGUUGGUGAUGGAGGCAACUUAGGAUUUCACUGGAGCUUUUAUGCCUUGUUGGAGCGAUUUCUCCGAUAUGGGCCAGUCGGUGAAAAGAAAGAAACGUCCGGUAGACCCAAGCCACAAUUUAGGAAUCUAACCUUCGACGAUUAUGACGUGACCGUUAAGUUACUUGUUCUUAACUUCAAGUCUGCGGAGCCUGAACUAUCGUUUCCGCCGGAUACGGUUACUUAUCAGGAAUGGAUAUCUCACCAUUUCACGCAUUUUCUAACUCGAAAUCGCUUUCAAACUGAUAUUGAUCUCGAAAGGUAUACCACCCGCCCGGAGUGGCCUUCCACAUUCCUUGUAUCUGAGAUCCAUUCAAUUCUUUGUAUGAGUUAUCAUACUGCGUUUUACGGAAAAGAGCUCUAUGAACGGAUUGGAACCAUUCGCAUACUUGUGGAUGGGGAUUUGAAGCAUGAGUUUGACCUCGCGAGUAUGCUCGCUAGUUUGCGGUUUACUAGCCCGUCGGAGACGUUUGGUCAUGUAAGCGCUGAAAAGCGAAUACCUGCAUUUUGGAACUGGAAGAAGCAGACACUCGCCAGGCGGGACCAACUAGGAUUUCCUGUUGUUUGGCCCGAAGACCCAGAGUUAGCAUGAGAAUGUAAAUACCCUAGGCACAUAUAAGUCGCCUCACUCUUGGACGCGACACGACGAUAUUUAGAUAGCUGCAAAAAUCUGGCGAAGAGUAGCGGACAGAUAAGAAGAGAACAAGAAGGAUCUGGA
Talaromyces proteolyticus is the source of this 1220-nucleotide messenger RNA. RefSeq lists its product as uncharacterized. The transcript is spliced from 2 exons. Lineage: Eukaryota; Fungi; Ascomycota; Eurotiomycetes; Eurotiales; Trichocomaceae. Bases 222 to 1094 code for a protein of 290 amino acids. The record is from RefSeq and is a predicted model, not a curated record.